Messenger RNA from Menidia menidia (Atlantic silverside), 4563 nucleotides. The record is from the annotation of a GenBank genome assembly. Lineage: Eukaryota; Metazoa; Chordata; Actinopteri; Atheriniformes; Atherinopsidae.
AUGGGUGUUCACGAAUUAUGGUCGAUUGUUGAGCCGGUUCGUGAGUCUGUCCCGCUGUACAGUUUGAGCGGAAAGACGCUGGCAGUUGACCUGAGCUUAUGGGUGUGCGAGGCCCAGCAUGUUCAGGCGAUGAUGGGGAGAGUGAUGAAGCCCCACUUGAGGAAUCUAUUUUUCCGGGUGUCGUCCCUCACACUGAUGGGGCUAAAGCUCGUCUUUGUGAUGGAAGGAGAAGCUCCGAAGCUUAAGUCAGAAACAAUGCGCAAAAGGACGGAAACGAGAUACGGAGGAUUCAGAAAGGCUCCUGCCCCCAAAUCUGCCUCACAUGCCAGCAGAGGGCGCUUUAAUGCUGUCCUCAGAGAGUGUGCGGAGAUGCUGGACUAUCUGGGGGUACCUUGGGUGACAGCUGCUGGAGAGGCUGAGGCCAUGUGUGCCUACCUGGACUCGCAGGGUCUGGUGGAUGGUUGCAUCACCAACGAUGGAGAUGCCUUCUUGUAUGGGGCCCGAACUGUCUACAGGAACUUCAAUAUGAACAGUAAAGACCCUCAUGUGGACUGUUACCAGACAUCUCGAGUGCAUUCACAGUUGCAUCUCUGCAGGGAGAAUCUUGUUGGUCUAGCAAUUCUUCUUGGAUGUGACUAUAUUCCUAAGGGCAUACCUGGAGUCGGCAGAGAACAGGCUCUGAAAUUUCUCCAGACACUAAAAGGGCAAUCACUUUUGGAGAAGUUUAUCCAGUGGAAGGAGGACAACACAGAUUUAUCCAAUUUAGUCGUAAAGAAGGUUCCUCAUUGCAACAUAUGUCAACAUCCUGGCUCAUCCAAAGCACAUGAGCGCGGCGGCUGUGUGCUCUGUGACAGCCGACGAUUCUGCCAACCUCAGGACUUUGACUAUCAGUGUCCCUGUGACUGGCACCGCCACGAACACACCCGCCAGGUCCUGUCUCUGGAGGCGAACAUCAGGAGGAAAAUUCUGGCAAGUCAGCAGUUCCCCUUUACGGAGAUCAUUCGUGAGUUUCUGAUUUCAAAGGACAAAUCUGUGUCGCAGUUUAAGAGGAGGCAACCAAAUCUACUAUCGAUGCAGAAAUUUGCUUUUAAAAAGAUGGAAUGGCCGGCGCACUACACCAGCGAAAAGGUUUUAGUAUUGAUGACCUACACUGAACUGAUGAACCAGAAAUAUGGAAGAGAUGUUCCCGCCCAAAUCAAGCCUGUCAGGAUACUGAAACCAAGGGUGAGGAAUGCUGUUGCCUGCUUUGAAGUCAUCUGGAGCACACCAGAACAUUAUGUGUUUCCAGAGGAUCGUGCUGCAGAGGACCAACAGGAAGUGAGGACAGUAGAGGAAGAGUCUCUUUUUCGAGUGGCCUUCCCAGAAAUGGUGGAGACUUACAUAAGAAGCAAGGCUCUUGCUGAAGAGAGCAAGACCAAAAAAAAGAAGCCAAAGUGUAAAAAGGAGAAGGCGUCUGAUGUCUCUGAUGGCGUUUCCGACCUCUUUGCUCAAAUGAAUAUUCACAGUUCUUCUUCAGCGAGUGCUGUCUCUCUGUCACAACCUCUGCUUGCCGACAUUUCAAAGACAGAUCAAACAGACGUUUUGAUUUUGGACACGAUAAACCAAAAGGAGCCACUGAAGGAAAAUGAAGAUGGUGCACUGUCCGGUGCCGAGCCAGAGGCCGUCGCAUCCCAAUCUGUCUCUGCCGUCAUAGAGGCUUUACAUCUAAGUGACAUCAACUGGGAUGCUUUGUCUUUCACGUCUUCCCCUGCUUCACAAGUACACCAUGUCAAAGAACCGCAGCAAAAGACGACCCCAGAGGCCGACGCAAGGCCGGGUUCAAACACAGACUUUGAGUGUUUUAGUUCUUUCAAACAGGCAGACCACACAUCUGCUCCAAAGCUCUGUUACACAGAGUGUCCUCUACGGGAAAGAGUGCUCAUGAGAAAUGGAGCCAAAGCAACAAAUCAGAUGGAGAAAUACAAGGAUGAGGUGUCGCAGCAUCUGAACUAUGAGUUAGCCUCUCCUGAAAUCAAACCGCAGGGAAAACUCAGUGGACACAUUCCAAGUAACGUCAGGAAUGUGUCAGAGAAAGAAUGUGCUUUCAACAAGAUAGAGCCACUCUCAGAAAAAAGCCAGUUUGAAAUCGAAAGUCUUACUUCAACCGAGCGGCAAAUUCCAGCACAGAGGGAGCUAAAGGAGAGGUCUAAUGUCUCCAAGAAGCUGCCUCAGAAAUACAAAUUUGUCAGGACAGCCCAGUCUUCAUCAUCUGCUUCAACUCAGAGAUGCCUGUCAGACCCAGGACAAAGCAGUAAAAAGGACACACAUAUGCUGCAGACCACUAAGAAGAGUGUGUGCAUGAGUGUGUGUUCAUCUAGCGAGGACAGUGAUGCAGAGAACAAACACUCUGGACCCCAAAGGCAGACCAAGGCAAAGCGCAUAAACACGAUCAGGGGCAGCUUCAUUUCUAAAUUCCCUUUGAAACCGAUUUCUGCCCCUAAAACAACUGAAUCAAAUGAGGAAGCUCCUCAUACGCUUCAAAUUAUAGGACCAAGAUCUAAAUGUCACACAGAAGUGGUUGGAAACAUUUCUGUUUCCACUAAAAACAGAUGUCAGGAUGUUCAAACUGCCAUGGUGGAUGUCGCUACGUUUCCUCAGACCCCGGUGUCACCUGUCAUUACGCUGGACAGUGAUGACUCGGUGAUUUGCAGCGACAGUCCACUUCCACUGGCAGAGAGACUGAAACUGAAGUUUCUGAAGUGAUGGGCCACAGGAUGAGCAAUGCAAACAUGCAUUUUCUCACUUUCUUAAACACCAAAGCUCCUCCUUGACAUUGGAAACUGAGACACAAGCAGGCAUCCUCAUUUGCAUUCUGGUUUGUUAAUUGGAAUAGUCCAGGAAGAGUUUAGGCCGUUUUCAAGCACUAAGUGAACUUAUUGUGGCUAUGUCAUCCACGCUUUAUUUAUUUUUCUACUUAACAUUGUAAUCAGCGUAUAGCUUAAAUUCAUGGUUUGUUAAUGAGACAAGAUAUAUUCAGGUAGAGCUUUAGAACAAGUCAGGAACAUGUAAUCUGGUGCACGUCCAGCCAUAAUGUGUUAUAAUCAGUAAUAGAAUUGUCAAUUGAAUAUAACAGAGCAAGCUGAUUAGGAAGCAUAGUUUACUGGUCCAUACUGUAAGUUAGUUUGUCCAGCAGUUUUGUAUCUAUUUCCUCAGUGAGUUUAGUGAUGUGGAUUAACACAGUUUUAAGCAUUAAACACCAAUUAAUUGCUUGUUUUCACCCACUACUCAUUAACAAGCCGCACAGGGCUGAGAGACAAGGGAGGUAGAUCCUUUGGUUUUUACAACUGAGCAGUGUUGUUUCCCAUUGAUCAUGAGUCAGGCCUCGCACCUUUUCAGACAUGAAAGGUCUGGCAGGAGCUGUGGUGACAGCUGCAUCCUCCGUCCAAAUAACAACUUAUUGUCAGACUGCUGCCUCUUUAGUGCUUUUCUUGGCAUAAAAACCCACAUAAGAAAAAAAAAGACAGCUUGCUAGGAUAAUGCUACUUUUUUCUCAUUCAUUUUGUCUUGGAAAAUGUGUCAAAAUAAUUCUGGCAUAAACGAGUUAUUCUUUAGGAUUACAAUCCUAAAGAAUAACUUGCAUAAUAACGUACAACUAUGUUUCAAUAUCUGGACUGGUUCCAUUCAUUCUGACACAACUGCUUUUUAUUAACUACUUUUUUUUCUAUAACCCUAGAUGGCUCUGAAACUAAUUCUAGACUGUGUUUUUUUUAUUUUACCUCUGCUCUAACUUACCAGAGGGGCCUGAGUAUCUCAGGUGAGACAGUGUCCUUUAAUAGACAGAUCACAUCAAACUGAUAAUUGUUGUCCCACAGACUUUAAAGAGUAAAUUCCCACAAAAGGAAUCUAAUUAUUUGUCUUUCUAUCACAUUAUCCGCCUAUUUAGCCUUAUUCACACUACGGUGAUAACGAAGGACGUCCUUCGGGAAGGUCGCAUUUUGGCACAUUGAGUGUUCUUUGAACUUUCUUCGCCAGAGCUGUGAACCCAUAAACCUCCGGAGAUCUGCUUCUAUAUAAAUACGCGUUUUCCUACAUCAGGUUCACACAACCCGCCCGCCUGUCAUUUACCCUGGAUGUCAUCCUACAGUCGUCUGGAUUUCGAGCAUGGACCUGGAAGCCGUUACAACUAAAAUCCUGUCCGAAUGGAAGUGCCUUGAGAGCAGCCCUCAAGAGCCACUCCAGUCCACCACACCAGACUCCUCGAUGGAUUCCAUAUGCUCAUCACCAGACAUGUGCUACUCCACCGAGCGUCGGGAAAUCAAGGACUUUUCUUUCACUUCAACGGGACACAAAGUGACUCCGGUGAUCCAAAGACACGGCAAGUCAAAGAUGUCCACCAAAAGGCGCAUGAAGGCCAGCGAAAGGGAGAAGAUGCGGAUGAGGAGUCUGGCCGAGGCUCUGCAUCAGCUCCGCGACUACCUCCCGCCAGACUACAGCAAGAGAGGCCAGCCCCUAACCAAGAUUCAGACGCUCAAAUACACUAUUGAAUACAUCAACAAGCUUUCGGACAUUCUGGGCCACGCGUAA